Molecule: messenger RNA, 546 nt
Organism: Pieris macdunnoughi
Lineage: Eukaryota; Metazoa; Arthropoda; Insecta; Lepidoptera; Pieridae
Source: the annotation of a GenBank genome assembly
AUGCGUGGGAGUACGGCCGGGUUAGCCGACACGCUCGCGACUGGCUCGCGGGCCCAUAGCGCGCUUCUAGAAUUCGCAGAUGAGGUGUUCGGAAGUGCUGUAGUAGCCCCGGCGGUUGUGACUUACUGGAAGUCGACCUGGUCGCUGAUGGACCUCUACGUCCUGCCUAAAGAACCAGUUAACAGCGCGAUAGUAUCCCUCGUGUUUGGUUUGGCCUUGAACUUCAUUUUGUGCGUAUUCCAAACGCAGUUGAGCAAGCAUAUUCGCCCUGAUAAGGGUAGAUUUACUUAUUAUGUGCUCUCGAGGCUAUAUACUUGUGUGGCUGCAGUGGGGUGUGUUGGCGCGUGGCGAGGAGUAUGGAACCUCCUCAACGAAUGCACGGGAGAUAGUGCACAGACUGUCAUGUCCACCACAGCAGCAGCGACGUUAUCUCUAGCAGCGUUACGGACUCUGAGGAAUAUAAUAGCUGCCCCGUUCGCUGUUGUUGUUGAUGCGCCUAAGGCUUUUUUCGAUGUUCCUACUAUGUUUAGAACGGUUGGUAUAUAA